Messenger RNA from Radiomyces spectabilis, 1215 nucleotides. Its product is annotated as quinon protein alcohol dehydrogenase-like superfamily. The record is from RefSeq and is a predicted model, not a curated record. The transcript has 11 exons. Gene Ontology annotation, molecular function: protein binding. NCBI's taxonomy places the organism in Eukaryota, Fungi, Mucoromycota, Mucoromycetes, Mucorales, Radiomycetaceae. Bases 1 to 1215 code for a protein of 404 amino acids.
AUGUCGGACCACGAUCAGCACGAACACGACGAUCUUGUCGAAGAAGAAUACCUCCAGCAAGACGAAGUCCUGGAAGAAGAAGUCCCCGAUCUUGAUCAAGGCGAGCCUAUGGAAAGCGACGACGACGAAGCGGUCAAUCCGCUUGAAGGUUAUGAAUUGAGACCCUCCGCUGACGAUGAAAAUGUCAUGGAACUCGCGGACGAUUCCGUCCAAGGUUUCUUUGAUCAUCAAGAACCUGUGUAUGCUGUGGCCUUGAAUCCUAAGUUCAGCAAUAUCGUUGUCAGUGGCGGUGGUGAUGACAAGAGCUAUUUAUGGCGUACCGAUACCGGCGAAAAGCUUUUCGAGUUUGAUGGACACAAGGAUUCGGUGACAAGCGUAGCCUUCUCUGUCAAUGGUGACUAUGUGGCUUCGGCUGGUAUGGACGGUAAAGUGCGCGUAUGGAAAACAGAAACUGGCGAGUUUUGUUGUGCAGUGGACGGUCCCGAUGAGAUCAAUUGGAUCGAUUGGCAUCCCAAAGGAAAUAUUCUUUUGGCCGGCGCAACGGAUUCAACGAUUUGGAUGUGGGCAAUGCCUAGCGGUAAAUUCAUGAACAUCUUUAACGGUCAUGCUGGCCCCGUCACGGCUGGCCGCUUCACCCCUGAUGGCAAGAAGAUCGUUUCCGUAUGCGAAGAUACCUCAUUGAUCGUGUGGGAUCCUAAAUCGGCGGCUGCCGAAAUCCGUUUGUCGGGUGAAGAUGCCCGUUUCCAUUUGGAACCCAUCACCACCGUCGCUGUCAACAGAGACAGCACCUUGGCUAUUACGGGUUCAAUGGACGGCAAGGCCCGACUUAUCAACAUUAUUCACGGCAACAUUGUCGCUUCUUUGGAGAACCACAGUGAAUCUGUCGAAACUGCUUCUUUCUGUGAUGUACUUCCGUUGGCAGCUACCGGAUCAGUCGAUGGCACCAUUUCCAUCUGGGAUGUGCAAACGCAGCGUCUCCGAUCAACUUUGAGACACGAGGAUGCGGUCGUCAAGGUUGAAUAUGUUCGCAACUCGGCCAUGCUCGUUUCUUGUUCGGUUGACAAGACGUUGAAGCUUUGGGAUACAAGAACUGGCAACUGUGUUCGAACAUGGGUUGGCCAUCGUGACACGAUUCUUGACUUUGCCAUCUCAAAUGACGGACAAACGAUUGUUACAGCCUCGGAUGAUGGCCACUGUUUAGUAUUCAAGGCAUAA